Molecule: messenger RNA, 1500 nt
Organism: Blastomyces gilchristii SLH14081
Lineage: Eukaryota; Fungi; Ascomycota; Eurotiomycetes; Onygenales; Ajellomycetaceae
Exons: 4
Coding region: 1-1500 (499 amino acids)
Source: RefSeq, a predicted model, not a curated record
AUGGAGCGUGAAGAUGUUAUACGCCCAAGUACUGCAAAGAGCCGAACCGUGUAUGAACAAGGCUUCACACGCGUGCUCGACAGGAACCCAGCCUGCCUCAGACUUGUUUCCACAUCCAGCCCGCAGUUCGGCAGACUUGAGCUACCAGUUUCUAUCAACCACCCGACACGACUUACUCUCUCUGAAAACCUGGAUCCGACCUAUCGGAAAUGGUUUAAGCGCGAAGAAAGUCACCUCUCUGUGCUAAUAUUGGCAUGGAGCUACAUAUUCUCAGCGCGAUGGGUUGAGCUCAUGCCCGGAGCCCAUCUGACCUAUACUGAGAAGCACGUGGAAUAUGACAACAAGGGAGAUGAGCAAACCCAAGUCAUGGUGGAUAUAGGAAAUGUCGACGAUGAAGCAGCCAGAUGGUGGGCCGCUGUUUUGUCUUCCGGUGAGGGAUGGCAGGCUUACCUUACAUGGGAGGGAGCGAAAUUCCGAUCGCCGUGGUCGACUGUUUUGGAAACAAGGGCGAAAUUUACCCUUGCCUGCCGCAAACCCCUCUGUCAUAUGUCAACUACCGCAGCUUCAUUCACCACUGCAGUUCAUUUUCUCACAGAAUAUUGCUAUCUACACAACAUUGUUGACCAGACCCUGGCGGCGCUAUCUUCAGCAUUGUUUUUUCCUUCAUUGCAUACAAAGAAAAACCCGAUCUCACUCCCGAAACCCAAUUCUCACAGGAGGCAAAGACUCAAGCCAGCCAUAUCAGAGCCAACUGAGCGGAAGCAACUUGACUCCAUAUCAAAGCAGAUAGUGCCGGAGCUGGACAAGCUUUUAACAUUGAGUUGCAACACACGGGGUCUACGCACUCUUUUGUCAAGCGUAUUUUAUGAACCUGGAAUCCCUUGCAACACUGUUUCUUUUCUUUGGCUUGGUGGCAUAAUCAUGGGUACUCACAAGGAUGUCCUCCAGGAUGGUCGAUUCGGCCUGAUGCUGAUUGACCUCCAUGCAGCAUCAUGGUGUGGUGUCACACAAUCAUUUUUACAGGAACCUGUCUCCCAACCCCUAAUAACUAACGGGGCGCUUUUACGAUCAGAUGAGUGCCGACUUCUCUAUCUGACCCAAGCAGAACAGCAUAGUCAGUGCCCAGUGUCUCCAUGGAUGCCUUUCGGUACCACUGCACUCGAAGACACUGAAAUUGAUGUCCGUCUACAUACACAGUGUACUGGUCACGGUCUUCAAUAUGCGGAUUGGUAUUGGGCUUGUCGAAACGGUAAACUAGAACGGCACCCGGCAAUGAAUACACCCAUCAGAUACGACGCUCUGAAUCUCGAGGACGAAUCAGCAUCAGAAAAUGCUACACGGAAUAUAUUUGGCUGGCUCCGAAUUGACGGAUAUCCCCCACGGGAACGAGGAAUAAGUAACCACGAGUGGAUGAAUAUCGAUGAAUCUGAUGAUGAAUCACCAUCUCUGAAUGAGUCACCAAGAAGCCAUGCAGCUGGAACAUCAAAAGCUGCGGUAUAG